Kazachstania africana CBS 2517 is the source of this 1056-nucleotide messenger RNA. RefSeq names its product H(+)-transporting V0 sector ATPase subunit d (gene VMA6). The record is from RefSeq and is a predicted model, not a curated record. Bases 1 to 1056 code for a protein of 351 amino acids. Gene Ontology annotation, molecular function: proton-transporting ATPase activity, rotational mechanism. Lineage: Eukaryota; Fungi; Ascomycota; Saccharomycetes; Saccharomycetales; Saccharomycetaceae. Gene Ontology annotation, biological process: vacuolar transport; proton transmembrane transport; vacuolar acidification. Gene Ontology annotation, cellular component: fungal-type vacuole membrane; proton-transporting V-type ATPase, V0 domain; vacuolar proton-transporting V-type ATPase complex. The transcript has a single exon.
AUGGACUGCGUUUACUUCAAUGUUAACAAUGGGUUCAUAGAAGGGAUAAUAAGAGGGUAUAGGAACGGAUUUCUUACGGCUAAUCAAUAUUUAAAUUUGACUCAAUGUGAAACAUUGGAAGAUUUAAAAUUACAAUUAUCUUCCACUGAUUACGGUAAUUUCCUUUCGAAUAUCUCCAGUAAAACAUUAACAACGUCUAUUAUCACAGAGGCUGCCUCGGUGAAACUGUACAACGAAUUCAAUUACCUUACAAAUCAACUAUCAGACAAAAAUGAUUUGAAAUUGGUCGAAUAUAUCAAAUGCAGCUACAUGAUCGAUAAUGUCGCACUCAUGAUCACUGGUACCAUCCAUAAUAGAGACAAAUCCGAGAUUUUGAACCGUUGCCAUCCAUUAGGUUGGUUUGAUACUUUACCGACUUUAAGUGUUGCUACAGACUUGGAAUCUCUGUACGAUAUGGUAUUAAUCGAUACUCCAUUAGCACCAUAUUUCAAAGACUGUUUCAGUAAUGCGAACGAUCUUGAUGAUUUGAAUAUUGAAAUUGUAAGAAAUAAAUUGUAUAAGGCAUAUUUGGAAGAUUUCACCAAAUUUAUAAACGAACAACUGACUGAGCCUUCAAAGGAAAUUAUGUUGGACUUUUUAAAUUUUGAAGCUGAUAGAAGAACAAUCAAUAUCUCCCUGAAUUCUUUGCAACAGCAACACAAUGAUGAAAUGGCAAUUGAUCCAGAUUUGAAAAGAGAAUUAUUACCAAACGUGGGUAAAUGCUACCCUAUCGUUACUGAGUUGUUAGCUAAUGCUAACGAUUUUGAAAGUGUCAAAGUCGCAUUGGACAAAGUUUAUGAGUAUAAAAAUAUUCUGGAAAAUAACAAUUUGGAAGAUUUCUUUUACGAAUUUGAAAUGCAGCUUUGUAAAGAUGCAUUCACACAACAAUUCACUAUUUCAACUUUAUGGGCUUGGUUGAAAUCAAAAGAACAGGAAAUUAGAAACAUUACAUGGAUUGCCGAGUGCAUUGCCCAGAAUCAAAGGGACAAGAUAAAUAAUUACAUUAGCGUGUAUUGA